AUGCUGCGCAGAUCGCGGAUUCGGCCGCUUUUCAAGCGGUCAAGUCGGUCGAUUUUUAUGAAUGCCCAGCUUAAGGGCCAACUGGAUGCUCUUGAGCAGCAUUUCGUGAAAGACGUGGUCGUGAUCGGCGGCGGCCAUGCCGGUACAGAAGCCGCCGCCGCCUCCGCAAGACUGGGCGCUGAUACUUUGCUAGUUACGCCUAGCAAAAAGAACCUGGGUGUGUGUUCGUGCAAUCCCAGCUUUGGUGGUAUAGGAAAGGGCACGCUGCUUCGGGAAGUCGAUGCUUUGGAUGGUGUUUCUGCACGCAUCGUCGAUAAAGCAGGUAUCUGCUAUAUGAUGCUUAAUCGAUCCAAAGGACCAGCUGUUUGGGGUCCGCGGGCCCAGAUCGAUCGAAAAAUUUACCAGAGAGAAAUGCAAAAAGAACUGGAGCACUAUGGGCCCAGCUUGUCAAUUCUCGAGGACUCGGUUGAAGAUGUCAUUAUCGAUGCUUCCCACUUGACUGUGGCCGGCGUGAUUUUGGAGUCUGGUCACUUUGUGCGCACAAAAAACGUUGUGGUUACCACUGGAACUUUUCUCUCUGCAGAACUCCAUUUUGGUUUGGAAAUUCGACCUGGCGGCCGGAUCGGCGAGAAUGCCACUUAUGGACUUUCAAAGACACUAAAAGACCUGGAAUUCCGUCUUGGUCGUUUGAAAACAGGAACGCCUCCUCGAAUCGAUGCGAAAACUAUCAACUAUACCGGCCUUUUGGCUCAAGAACCCGAAGAUCCAGCUGUGCCGUUUAGCUACCUGAACACAGACAUCGCUUUAAAGUCUCAACAGCGGCCGAACUACUUGACCAAAACAACCGAAGCUACCCACAAAGUCCUACGUGAUAACCUGCAUUUGUCUGUACAUAUCCGUGAAACGGUUAACGGGCCACGCUACUGUCCUUCGAUUGAAAGUAAGGUUAUCAAGUUCUCCGAAAAGAAGUCUCAUCAGAUCUGGCUCGAGCCCGAGGGCCUGGACACUGAUGUUGUUUAUCCCAACGGCAUCAGCGUUUCAAUGCCCGCAGACAUUCAGGAACAAAUGUUGAAGACUAUCCCUGGCCUGGAAAACGCAGUUAUGCUUCAGCCCGGUUACGGAGUUGAAUACGACUUUGUUGAUCCCCAGCAACUCAGCGCGACCCUUGAAACAAAAAAGGUAGGCGGCUUGUACCUGGCUGGUCAGAUUAAUGGCACGACUGGUUACGAAGAGGCGGCUGCUCAGGGCGUAAUCGCCGGUAUCAAUGCUGGCCGAUCUGCUCUGGGAAAAUCCCCUAUCCACAUGACCCGUGAUAUGGGCUACAUUGGCGUAUUAAUUGACGAUCUUGUUACCCAGGGUGUUGAAGAGCCAUAUCGCAUGUUCACCUCUCGCUCUGAAUUCAGAUUCACAGUUCGACAAGACAAUGCAGAUCUAAGACUGACGGCUAUUGGUUAUGAUCUCGGUGUAGUUGGCGAAGAACGUUAUGCCAAGCUAUUGAAAGAUAAGCAAGAGUAUGCCGAAGCGAAGGCACUAAUGCAAGAACAUUCAUGGACUCCGAAAGAAUGGGCUAAGAGAAUUGACACUCCCGGUAUAUGGAAUUCUGUUUCCGAGAAGCGAACAUGUCUACAGAUGCUUCAAAACAAUGACGCUGAUGUGGCCGAGUUUAUCAAAGCCGUUCCCGGUCUUGCCAGGUUCUCGCCAAAGAUCUUGCAAGCCUUGGAUCUCGAUUCAAAGUACGCACCCUACAUUAAACGCGAGGCCGCGCUGAUCCGAUCGUUUAAACAAGACGAGGAGUUGGAAAUCCCUCGCGAUCUUGACUUCUGGAGCAUGGACUCUCUCUCCAACGAAGUCAAGUCUCUUUUGGCUUCCGCUAGACCUGAAACUCUCGGCCAAGCCAGCCGCUUGCGCGGUAUGACACCAGCCGCCAGUGUGUAUUUAUUGGAGCAUGUUCGUCGUCGCACUCGCGGCGGGCGACAUGGUACAGAAAUGAAUGUGUAA
Molecule: messenger RNA, 1998 nt
Organism: Wickerhamiella sorbophila
Lineage: Eukaryota; Fungi; Ascomycota; Dipodascomycetes; Dipodascales; Trichomonascaceae
Product: Mitochondrial translation optimization protein 1
Exons: 1
Coding region: 1-1998 (665 amino acids)
Biological process (GO): tRNA wobble uridine modification; tRNA methylation
Cellular component (GO): cytosol
Molecular function (GO): flavin adenine dinucleotide binding
Source: RefSeq, a predicted model, not a curated record